AUGCCUCCUAUCCUUUGCCACGUGGCAUCCACGUGUCGUGCGUGUCUUCCUCACUCCCUUCCCUUCAUUCUUCAACGCUUCCCUUUUUCUUCUCCCCGUCUCCCCUUCCCCCUUCUCCCCUUCUCUCCUUCUAUUUUCCCCUCCCCCCCGUCUCCCCUACUCCCCUUGUCUUCUCCCCUUCUUCCCUUCUUCCCCUCCUUCUUCCCUUUUCCCCAUCUCUCGCCUCUCCACAUCAGAACGACAGCCUACAGCCAGUCGGAGUUCUCUAUGUGGAGCGCGCAGACAUUGCCAGCACAGGCAGUGGCAGCGUAG
Molecule: messenger RNA, 312 nt
Organism: Closterium sp. NIES-65
Lineage: Eukaryota; Viridiplantae; Streptophyta; Zygnematophyceae; Desmidiales; Closteriaceae
Source: the annotation of a GenBank genome assembly